Messenger RNA from Aspergillus versicolor CBS 583.65, 890 nucleotides. RefSeq names its product MOSC domain-containing protein. The transcript has a single exon. The coding region runs from base 134 to 727 and encodes 197 amino acids. Gene Ontology annotation, molecular function: pyridoxal phosphate binding; molybdenum ion binding; catalytic activity. The record is from RefSeq and is a predicted model, not a curated record. Lineage: Eukaryota; Fungi; Ascomycota; Eurotiomycetes; Eurotiales; Aspergillaceae.
GUGGGAUAUUUAUUAACGUCCUGCUGCCCUGGUUUUACUCCUGAAACCUGUCUCCUUCCCUUAAUAUUCAACCGCAUGUUUCUAUACUUUCCCAUCAUAUGGCCCUUCAUAAAACGGCUCCCGCAUAGUUAACAUGGCGACAACUACAGUCACCUCCACCAAGACAACUCUAUCCACCACCCAACCCAACCAGCCACGCGUGCUAUCGGUCGGAAAAUCCUCCUCGCACAGCAACUCCAAAUUCCCAGUCCCAUCAAUCACCCUCGUCCCCGGACUAGGCGUACAAGGCGACUGCCACGCCGGAAGAAGCGUCCAGCACCAAGCCCUUCGCCAGAGUAACCCAGACGCCCCCAACCUCCGCCAGGUCCAUGUUAUCCCAGUCGAGAGUCUGCGACAGGUCUCAGCCAAAGUCGGCGGGAAGGCUCUCUCACCUGGAGACAUCGGCGAGAACAUAACGACCGAGGGGAUCGAUUUGGCCACGCUAUCGCGCGGGACUGAGGUCCAUUUCGUUGGGCCGGGGGAUGCGACGAAUAAUGCAGUUAUUGUAUUGACGGGUCUGCGUGACCCUGGCCCCGGGAUUGAUAAGGUGCGACCUGGCCUGAAGAAUCACUUUGUUAGACGGUUGGCUGGUGUUAUGGCUACAGUAAAGCAGGGGGGUUCGAUUCGGCCAGGCAUGCGUAUUGAUGUUGUGAAGCCAGCGCGUGCUGACCCUCUGGUUGUUGUCUGAGUUAUUGUCAAUUACUAUACUCCAGACUGGUUAUUGCAAUUGAAUAUUGAAGUUCCGACGCGGUUAUUGAACAGUAGUUCCAUUAUGAAUACUAAUACCACGACAAGCAAUAACAUAACGGAACCUAGCAUUUUAGUGACAUCUGAAUUACGAUUCCAUAGCU